Grammomys surdaster is the source of this 7208-nucleotide messenger RNA. It is a transcript of the gene Celf2, whose product is annotated as CUGBP Elav-like family member 2. The record is from RefSeq and is a predicted model, not a curated record. NCBI's taxonomy places the organism in Eukaryota, Metazoa, Chordata, Mammalia, Rodentia, Muridae. Gene Ontology annotation, cellular component: cytoplasm; ribonucleoprotein complex; nucleus. Gene Ontology annotation, biological process: mRNA splice site recognition; regulation of alternative mRNA splicing, via spliceosome. The transcript has 13 exons. Bases 456 to 1928 code for a protein of 490 amino acids. Gene Ontology annotation, molecular function: mRNA 3'-UTR binding.
AAUUUGAUGCACACAUGGAUGCCUCUCGCACUCUGCAAAUUCAUCACCAGCAUCUUGCAUUAGUCAUCUGAUGGACUGCCAAGUGUUUCAUUUUCUUUCCAUGUGACUUUAUUAUUACCACCUCUCUUCCAAAACCUCUGAAAAAGGGCGGGGAAUGGGGGAGAGGGUGAGAAAUCAAGCAGAAAUCCAGCUCUGCCUUUCUUUCUCAGGGAUAACCAGUGCAGAGCUGAUAAUGCUGCCAGUUCCUCAUGUGUUGAUGGCAGCCUUGCCCAUUGAGACCUGCACUUAACUUGCAGCUGCCUCCCAAGCCUGGGUUCUGAGAUGCUCAUGCCCUGGGUGACAGGUGGCCAGGCACUGCCCUGUGCUCCAGAGUCAGUGCUGAACAGAAGCAGCAUGCAGUGAAAGCAAUGCGCUGCUGCUGAGAAGCAACCUAAUGUAACGGCACAGCCAACAAGAUGAACGGAGCUUUGGAUCAUUCAGACCAGCCAGACCCAGAUGCCAUUAAGAUGUUUGUCGGACAGAUCCCUAGGUCCUGGUCGGAAAAGGAGCUGAAAGAACUUUUUGAGCCUUAUGGAGCUGUCUACCAGAUCAACGUCCUCCGGGACCGGAGUCAGAACCCUCCCCAGAGUAAAGGUUGUUGUUUCGUAACAUUUUAUACAAGAAAAGCUGCACUUGAGGCCCAGAAUGCACUGCACAAUAUUAAAACUUUACCUGGGAUGCAUCAUCCCAUUCAGAUGAAACCUGCAGAUAGUGAAAAGUCAAACGCUGUGGAAGACCGAAAAUUGUUCAUAGGAAUGGUUUCCAAGAAAUGUAAUGAGAAUGAUAUCAGAGUGAUGUUCUCUCCAUUCGGUCAGAUAGAAGAGUGCCGGAUUCUCCGGGGCCCUGACGGGCUGAGUCGAGGCUGUGCGUUUGUCACAUUUUCUACAAGGGCAAUGGCACAGAAUGCAAUCAAAGCCAUGCAUCAGUCUCAGACCAUGGAGGGCUGCUCUUCACCUAUCGUGGUGAAGUUUGCUGACACUCAGAAGGACAAAGAGCAAAGGCGCCUCCAGCAGCAGCUUGCACAGCAGAUGCAACAGCUCAACACUGCCACUUGGGGGAACCUGACAGGGCUGGGUGGACUUACCCCACAGUACCUGGCGCUUCUGCAACAGGCCACCUCCUCCAGCAACCUGGGUGCAUUCAGUGGCAUUCAGCAAAUGGCUGGCAUGAACGCUUUACAAUUACAGAAUCUGGCAACGCUGGCUGCUGCUGCAGCUGCCGCUCAAACCUCAGCCACCAGCACCAAUGCAAACCCUCUCUCUAGCACAAGCAGUGCCCUGGGAGCCCUCACAAGUCCCGUGGCUGCUUCAACCCCCAAUUCCACUGCUGGUGCAGCCAUGAAUUCCUUGACCUCUCUUGGAACUCUACAAGGAUUGGCUGGAGCCACUGUCGGAUUGAAUAAUAUUAAUGCACUAGCAGUUGCUCAAAUGCUCUCAGGUAUGGCGGCUCUGAAUGGAGGACUUGGCGCCACAGGCUUGACGAAUGGUACGGCUGGCACUAUGGACGCCCUCACCCAGGCCUACUCAGGAAUUCAGCAGUACGCGGCAGCUGCACUGCCCACUUUGUACAGCCAGAGCCUGCUGCAACAGCAGAGUGCUGCAGGCAGCCAGAAGGAAGGUCCAGAGGGAGCAAACCUCUUUAUUUACCACCUUCCACAGGAGUUUGGAGACCAGGACAUUCUGCAGAUGUUCAUGCCCUUUGGAAAUGUUAUCUCUGCUAAAGUCUUCAUUGACAAACAGACCAAUCUGAGCAAGUGCUUUGGUUUUGUUAGCUAUGACAAUCCAGUCUCUGCACAAGCUGCAAUCCAGGCUAUGAACGGCUUUCAGAUCGGCAUGAAACGCUUGAAGGUGCAGCUGAAGCGCUCCAAAAACGACAGCAAACCUUACUGAUCCUAGCCCCAGAUGCUCCCUGCUCUUACUUUAGCUUUCGUAGGGUAAGUCCCACAAGCCAGCCUGUUUUCAACAGGGAAGGCAGAGGAGGGACCACAAUGCCAACUGUUACCAAGAGAGACGGUUAUUUUUACAAUAAGGCCUCCAUUUCUUCCACUCAUGCCCCACCCAGUCUGCCAUAAUUAAUACCUGGGCUACCUUGUUUUUAUUGAGUAAACCCCUCCUCCAGCCGUGCCAUUGUAUUCUCCUUUGUUUCGCAAUUUGAAUAUCCUUACUCUUUUAAAAAAUUGUUUUGCUUUUUUAAAGAAAAACAUAUAAACAAGUAAAUGACAUCUUGAGAAUUUGAAAGGCAAGCAAACACUAAUGUGCAGUUCUAACUCUGAACCACUGGUGCCCCAAGAGCACUGCCUGGAGCACUCACCCCUCCUUGCCCACCCGCCCGCCCGCCCCUCGGAGGGCCCCACCAUUAGAGAUGAUGUGGUGGCCCAGCAGAGGGAGAAGCCAAGAGAAGCACUUAAAACUCCACAAAACACCCUCCCAGUACAUUGGUUUCUUUUAAUAUAAGUAGGAUUUUAUUUUAGGGUUCAAAGAAACAUGACAUUUAUUGGUCAGAUUAUUACACUGGUUGUCUAUUUUGUUAUUGUUUUAUUUUUGUUUUUAGAAAGGAUUAAUGUAAAAAAAGAUUUAGAGAUCUGUUUCUUAAAGCUACAGGGUUUAAAAAUAAAAUAAAAAUGAGUGAAAAUACUUGAUGUUUCUUGAAAGAUAAAUUUAAUAAUAAAUAAAUACAUAAAUAAUACAUAAAUAAAAAAGAAAGCCACAGGCCUGUAAAUUUUAUUUGUAAAAAAAGCAUUUCUAUUUUUAUACAAAAUUUUUACUGCCUCAGAAAUAAUGGAAGUUAUUUAUUGCCUAUUGUUAACUUAUUGGGUAUCUAAAGAGCAGUUCUCUGUCUAGCUAGAACCUUCUGAAGUAGUCUCGAGAGGAAUUGUUCUAGGAAUGGGCUUUUUUUCACCGUUGAACCCUAGACCUAAAGUUCAUGCUUUAUCCUCUUGUUGUUUGUAUUGUCUGAUUAUUUUGUUUGUAAUUUCCAUUAUCUAGUUUAUAAUUCAGUUGUCUUGACUUCCCCAUAUGUCACCUUUGUUCAAACUGGACCCUCUCCUCUGUCCCUUCCUAGUCCUUCACCCCAAAACACCCAGAAUCCAUCCCCUCUCACUCUCUCCAGAUGGAUUCUCUUGGGGUUUCAUUGUGCUGUGGAAAAAGAGUGUAAGAAAUGCAAAUUAUGUGAAUGGCUCAUAGACUCCCUGAAGACCUAAGAUUUGCAUUAGUUUUUCUCCCCUACCCUUGAAAGUGAUGUUGUUGCUGCUACAUAGGCUCUGUGUAACUUCUGACUCUUCCUUGUUUUCUCCCCAGACAUCUUCAUGCCCGUUAGUCAUCGUUUGCCUAGCAUGUCCCUGUGGCGUCUCAAAAACAGUUUCAUCGUCCCGUCAUUGUUUCUGAUGUCUUUCUGACCUCACAUCAUAUUUGGUUCUCCUACUGACCUUUGAUCUAGUUUUGACCUUUGAAAUUUGCAUGUGACCUCAUCUAGCUAUGAAUUCUGGGAAGUCAAUGUGAAAAACAUUGCUGCAUUCAUGCAAGACUGAAAUUAUUAGACAAAUUAUAGAAAACAAAACCUGUGGCAAAAAUGUUUCUUUCUUAUUUUUUUUUCUUUUCAUAAAACAGACUUGAAAGUAUUACACAGGGAUUGGCAUUCUGCCCGGUCACUGGUGACAAUAGCAAUAUGUGUCCAGGGACACAGAAUGUUGGUUUCUAACAGACUACUUCCAAAAACAGUUUGAGAAAAAAAAAACUGUCUGAUUUUAAGUCUCUAGAGGUCUGUAAUAGUUUUUACAUUUUUCAGGCAGUGUAAAGUUUUUUGAUAAGGCCAUUUUAGGUGGCUUACUUUCUCAUUAAGAUAUAUAUAGAGAACCACUUUUGUAGAUUAGUAUAAGAAAAAUAUUUACCCUGUUUUGGGGCAAAUGCUACCUAUUUGUGUCACCUUUUGCUGAACUGACUCACAGUUAGACAAUCCAUGGUUUAAUGCACAUGAAAUUACCUAUAUUUUAUACUGUUCCAAUGUACAGGAGAAAGGUUACUGUAAACUGCGUCAUGUUGGUGCUUCUGUGGAUUAAGUUGUGGUCUCAUCACGAGUCUUAAGGUCUUAAUGUUAUUUGUUGAUAAGACAAGCUUAGAAUUGGUUUACUUAAAACAAAAAAAAAAGAAUUUCAAAAAAAAAAGUUGUUUGCUUAAAAAAAUAAAUUUCAUGUGAGAGAAAAAAACUAUUCCAGAAUAAGUUUUGUGUUGGCUUGAGAAGCAUUGAUGUCACCUUUUUUAUUGUGAACUAUAUUAGAUGUGUUUGUGUUCAGCAAAAUGUGAUCUGUUUUUGUUUUUUCUUUUAAAGAAAAAAAAAAAGUGAAAACUAUCUAGUGCCAAAUUCCAAAGGUACUUCCUUCCUAGAGCUUCGCGUGUUUCCUGUGAGAAGUGAUUUGAUAACAUGGUAUUUUAUUAUGUGUUUUGUAUAAAUCCCUAAUAUUUAAAACGAAAAAAAAAAGGUUACAAAGUUUGUUAACUUGCUAUUCCGUGGUCUUGUUGCCUGAAAUUGUUAUUGUUUGUUACUUCUCUAUGCUGUUUUUUGUAAGACAUUGUAUAAGUGCCGUGCGUCACUUUUCUAACCACUCCACAUCAGUGCUGUGACGGCAGCCCUCACAAUGUAUUCUCUGCAUACUGUCUGGAAACCUCUAAGGUGAGAAAGUCCUGAACUUUUAACCCUUUCUACCCAGAGCUAUCUGGAGUGUUGGUAACUUUUUAUACUGUCAUCCUUGGGUUUGUUUUGGGGUGUUUAGAUUUUUCCCCCAUUUGUGUCUUCUGCAUUAUUUUUGUUUUUUCAGACACCCACUAACCCAAAAAACUCUUAAGUCUUUUUCCUAAACCAUUUUUUAUUUUAUUUUUUAUCCCCCCUCCUUCCUAUUUUCCUGUGCUCCUUAAGCUUAAGUAGACUCUGUGAAGGUAAAAAUAGGUAGGUCUUAGCCCCUACACAUCCCUAAAGAUGAUGUCUGCUUUUUGAGAUCGGGUUUCACGGUAUGUCCUAGUGUACAAUAUUUUUAUACACCCUGGAGUUAAAUGGCUUUUUGAAGGUCCAGUCUUUCAAGAAAUUUUGCUUUUGUUAAACACCCCUAUGUAAUGCUGAAUCAGCCUUUGUGCUCGGGAUUCUCAGACUGCUGUAGACACCUGAAUGUGCAAGGUGUCUUCAUGAAAGCCCUCGGGCCUUUCCAUGCCUCUCUGGGUUUCUAGGGUGUUCUGAUCUUUAGGUGAACACAUUUCAAGUUGCUGGCCAUGUAAGAGGAGAUCAGCGCUGCUCUUCACCACAGUUACUAACCAAAUACCAGGACUAGUUCCUGCUGUAGCUUUCGAAAGUGCCAUGUUCCUCAGAGUCUGGCUUCAUAUGAGCAAAUGUCUUGUUUUGACAGACCCCCAAUGUCAUACCUACUGUCCCAACACACUUCCAGCCUCUGGGAAAACAUACCCUGCAAGCUUCUGGUCUCAGCUCCUUUUCCUUCUCACCCCGACCCCAUUUGAUUUAACAUGUGUGUUGACUGUGAUAGCCCUGAGAUGGAAAGGAUUAGCUUCUCACAAUUGUGUGUGAUUGUGAUAGCCCUGAGAUGGAAAGGAUUAGCCUCUCACAAUGCAAAAAAAAAAAAAAAAAAAAAAAAGUCUCCUCCUUCCAGCACGUGCACUUCCAAUGACAUGAUUCGUGUUAGCCCACACCUGUUUACUACUGCCGGGGCCUUCCUUCAUCCUUGAGGGCUAUUUUGUACUUUCUGCAGCACUCAGCUCACUAACAGUACUCACACACAUUCCUCAGUCUCUCUAUGGUGGUGUGUAGGUACACAUGUAGAAACACAAGAGAAUACCAGUUGUAUUUCAUAGACCAUCUCGUUCAGAAUCUAUUCAUUUACCAAUGACAUAAAUCUCUAAAAAAAAAUCUUGAUUUUUUUCCCCCCAUGGAAGCAAACUGCCCUCCUUCCUCUUAAUCCACCUGCGGUCCCCCUUCAGAGGCUCGGGCCAGGCAGGUACUUCUGUUGAGUGUUUCUGAUUUUGCAGGCAACCAAGACAGUACAUUGAGGGGGAGGUUUUUGGUUUUGCAUGUUUCAUUGUUAGAAAGAUAGCCUUCCUCAGAGACAGACUGUCCUUUAAUUCUCAGUAUCAAAAGGAAAAAGCUGCAAGGGUGCACAGGGCCUGUUUCCGGAAGACAAAACACAGGGAAACUGCAUUUUUAAAAAUCAAGUGUAAAGCAUAAACUUUUAAAACUCACUCAGAGAACUCUGAUCAGAUGGCACCUCCACGGUGUGACAAGUUCAUCUUUCCUUCACCGCAGGGGUUCUAGUUCCUUGGCUUGUGCUACUCUGGAAUCAUUUACUGUUUCUGUUUUUAUUAUCUUAAGUGCUAAUUAAAAAAUAAUAAAACUUAAAAAAAUGUAGUUUCAUUACCUUUUGAAUAAUGUCAUACAAAAAUGUAUUUGUGUUUUUGUGCUGUGGGAAUUGUUGUUUGUAGAUUAAUAAUACCAUUUUGUUUAGAACUACAAAAUAGUUUUUAAAUAUUGUCUGAGAAAAGCCAAAGUUAAUGCAACCUAGUGGAAACUGUAAGACCAUUUGAGUAUUGUUUCUGUUUUAUUGAUGCAUUUGGAUUUUGUUGUUUGAUGGAAUUUGAGCCAAAAAAACAAAAACGCAGGCUUUCCUAUUUCUACAACUGAUUGUACUUAUGCAUUUUGUACCAGUGGGAUUUUUUAUACUGGAGAUUAAAAAAAUGGAAAUUUUUGUGGCUUACUCUUGUGGGCCCCCUGACAAUGACUGAUUUCAAGUUUGAUUUCUGGUUGAUAGAAAGAAAGUUGCUUUUCUUUUAAGAAUUAAAAACUUUGGCUUGAUUUCUUUUUUUCCCUUUGCUUAUAUCUAGCAUUAGAAUUUUGUCUUAAAAUACAGCGGUAAGUUUCACUCUUUAUUCUGUACUGUGCAGUUACACAAUAAGAUAAUUAGACUUAGAAGUAUUCAGUCACUUUAAGUGGAUAAAUGUAUUAGUUAAACUUUAGGAGUUUGCUUUCUUGCUGUUUAGAUCGAAGUUUUUUCUGACCCUUCUGUCCUCAUUGUGAACAUAACCGUGUAGUUGAAACAGUCAGACUUAUUUUUGUAAUGUAUGUUAUUGUGUGAUGCGGUUUUUUGCUUCUGUCUCCAAUAUUAAACCAUUUUCCUAAUA